AUGCAAUUUACCAUUCAAUCAAUUCGCGCUGGAGUAACAGCACCAUUCGUCUUAUCAAGAACCGUGUCGUUUCUUACCUCUGGACAGGUCCUUACGGGAGCAAAAUGGAACUAUCGGCUCAUCGAUGCUCUUGAGGGAGAUGGUACCACAAAUCUGAAGCUUUCAAAGCCAAAGUCUUACCAAAAUAUGGUGUCCUUGAUGUUCCUCAAUGCUGCGCCAAAUGAUCAACAUGCUAAAGAGAACCUGAAACGUGAACGUGAGAACUACCUCCUUCCUAGCAUCGCAUCAGGCGCGUUUUUUGGGAAGAUGUACGAUGCGAUCGGCGAUCCCACGAGUAUCGGCAACAGUGGUGGUGGCGGCAUAUCGUAUGCCGCUUUCGAAUGGCUGGAGACCACACUGGCUGACGUGGAAUACAGGCCUGGCAAUCGUAAAUACGCUAUGGCCAAGGCCAUUAUAAAGACAGUUUUGGGGAGCUGUAUCAUUCUGGCGAAUGAAGAACUUGGAUGGCAUUCGCUAAUGAGAUCAGAUUACAAGCCCGCUAACAUAUUGCUCUCUGACAUCGACACUAAUGAUAUUUCCGUGAAAGUGGGAGACUUGGGACUCGUAUUUCGGUCCGGUUCUCGUUGCUCAGCCCAACCAUACGCCAUGCGCGCCCCUGAAGUCUGGCAAGGCCAGCCCUGCACCCAACCCUCGCAGGUCUGGGCACUCGCCGCAAUGUUGCUCUGCUGGAUGAAGCCUGGAAUUUUGGGUACCUGGGGCUGUCCAACACCCAUGAUUCGUGAGUCAUGGUGCAUCGCGAAACUCAUGCGGCUCUUCCCUAGUUGGACCGUUCCGCCUCUUGAUAAUGAUGUCCGCCAAUGCGAAUUCAAUCUGGCCAAAGCUCUCAUCGACGAUCCUCCACCAGCGCUGGAACAGAUUUCUGUUCUGGAGGAUGAGUUGCGAAAGGUGGAUAUGCCGAUAGAGUUGAUGAACCUGGUUCAUUUCAUGUUGAUUGUCAACCCGGACGAAAGGUCAUCUGCUAUCCAUGUGUUGGCAUCGAACGAGUUUCUGGCUCUGGAAAAAGCUGUUGGAAGCACAAAGUAG
This is a messenger RNA of Paracoccidioides lutzii Pb01, 1083 nucleotides long. RefSeq lists its product as hypothetical. The coding region runs from base 1 to 1083 and encodes 360 amino acids. Gene Ontology annotation, molecular function: protein kinase activity; ATP binding. The transcript has 4 exons. The record is from RefSeq and is a predicted model, not a curated record. Gene Ontology annotation, biological process: protein phosphorylation.